This is a messenger RNA of Solanum stenotomum, 489 nucleotides long. RefSeq lists its product as uncharacterized. NCBI's taxonomy places the organism in Eukaryota, Viridiplantae, Streptophyta, Magnoliopsida, Solanales, Solanaceae. The transcript has a single exon. The record is from RefSeq and is a predicted model, not a curated record. Bases 1 to 489 code for a protein of 162 amino acids.
AUGGUGAUCAAGAAGGGCCCAAAGCCAAUUCCAGGAUUGACAAAUCAAGAUGGCACUGAAAAACCAUUUGACCCUGAAUCAUUUGACAUCACUAAGGAACAACAAGAGGUAAUUCAAACUAACGCUAGAGCUAUAAGUUUGGUAUAUUGUGCAGUGAGUGGAGCAGAAUAUGACAAGAUAUCAAUAUGUGAAACUGCAAAAAAAAUGUGGGAUAAACUAGAAGUGACUUAUGAAGGAACAACUAAAGUAAAAGAAGCUCUAAUCAAUUCUUUUGUAAAUGAAUAUGAGUUGUUUAAAAUGGCCGAAGAUGAAAACGUUGAAUCAAAGUUUUCGAGAUUCAGUAAAAUUGUAUACGAACUCAAAUCACUUGGAAUGGUGUAUUCAAAUGCACUACAGGUCAAGAAACUUGUUAGGAGUCUUCCCAAGGCUUGGGAAACUAAAGCUGCCAUUCUUGAAGAUGGAGAUUUGCAGAAAAUGACAUACGAUUAA